AGGUUGGAUUUAUCGGUCUGUGGUUUGGGCUCGCAGCAGCUCAACCAGCUGGUGUACCUGAUGCAACCAGCUGGUGUACCUGAUAUAGCCUGCUACAGUAUCUGAUAAUAACGCAGAUUGUAAACACUUCUUUAUUGCAAGUAUUAUGUUAACGGUGUGAAAAAAACUAGUCUGCCCCCCUAGAGAUUUUUUUAGUCUUUUUUUGUUUCUUGGUUAAAAAUUUAAUCAAGCCAGGUCGUCGAGCACCUGUCAAAAUUUGAAAAUGUAUGCACAGUCCGCAGCAAACCUCCGUGCCUCUUCCUUUGCCGAGGACCAGUCUCAUAUUAACUAGUUCUACUUACAAGGCUUUUGACUAUGGCUGAGUAUGAGUAGUGCCAGGUGCUUGUAGCUUAACUCUUGCAUAGUUGCAUGCAUAGGGGCUCAUUCAGUUAUCCAUCCUGUUGCAUGGAAACAAACUGUGGUUUGAUAUUUAACUUAAGAAAGGACUUUAAUAACCAAAUUAGGAGAUUCUAUAGCUAUGUUAUUUUAUGUGGAGCUUUUUCCUUUCUGUUACUUUUCAACUAAAUCUAAUAGCAUUUGCUUACUUCUAAUUUUCAAGGGAGAUGAAGCAUCAUUGCAAAAAGCGCUGCAUUUGGUGUACAACCUCAAUCAGGACUGUGUAGAUGUUCUGUUUUAUGCUUCUUGGUGCCAGUUCUCGAGGAACUUCAGACCAAGCUAUUCAACCCUGUCUUCCUUAUAUCCAUCUAUUCCUCAUUUUGCAAUAGAAGAAUCAGCCAUCAGACCAAGGACCGUAGCUACCAUGGAUGAUCAUCGUGAUAAUGAAAUACAGGGAAUUGAUGGAGCUAGUCAUCCUACGGGGGAAUCACAAGGUACCAACACUAGUAAAAAGACCAAAUUCCGUGGUCCGUCAAAAGGAGUUCAAGCCAAAAAGCCUAUGCAUCUUCAGUAUAAUCAAUAUGGAAUCCCCGAUGGAGAAUGGUCAGGAGAAUACGGGAAGCAAGUUGGGUCUUGUGCUGCUAGAAUUAACAUUAAUGUGAAAGAAUAUUCAACGUUAGAUGAACACACAAAGAAGGGGUUUUGGGAGGAGACCAAGCUUCUGUUCCACAUUAUUGAUGAUCCGGCUAAAAGGAGAGAAAAAUAUUUUCAUAUGUGUGUGGCGAAACGCUUUGGAGCUUUCAAGUCCAGGUUAACGCGGCGUUGGAUAACUAAGAAAGAAAAAAUGCCGAAACAUCAGACAAAUGACAUGCCUUGGGACAUCUACCAUCAAAUCACAGAGGAUGAUUGGAAAACAUUUGUGAUAGAACGAAACAAGCCGGAGAUGUUGGUUCGUAGAGAAAAAGCAAGUAAAAGUGCAUUACAAAACAAGCACCCACAUCGCACAGGCCAAAAGGGUUAUGUUAGAAAGAGACCAGAGUGGAUAAAUGAUGGGCGACUACCGCCAGAGGCAGCUUUAACCCUCUCAAGUGGCUCCUCCUCAGUGACCUCAUCACUCACCACAGCGCCAGAUAGAUUUAAGAAGUUUAGAUCAGUAGAGUGGAUCUUGGCUCAUCAAGUUAAAAACAAAGAGGGAAAGUGGGAAGUUGACCCGAAUGAUAAAGAAGCCGUAAAUAUUGCUAAGAUGGCUUUGGAGUACAUAGAAGAAGAGGGAAAAGGAAAUAUUUCAUUCACCCAGGGAGAAGAUGCCCUCACCAAGGCUAUGGGAAAAAAGGAUCACCGUGGGCGUGUCAAGGCAACAGGUGGAGUUAAUGUCGGUUACAAAGUUGCUUUCGGUCCAAUAGACCGAAGUAGUAGAUGUGGCCAUAUUGAACCAUCACCGGAGGCUAUCGAAUCAAUCAGAGCUUCGGUGAGAAGGGAGUUUGAAGAUCAAUUAGAGAGAAAGGUGGCGGAGGCCCUCCAAAACCAACUAGCCACAUUGAAAGCAACCGGUCAACUACACACCCUCUCUACCCCCGCACUUGAUUCUGCUCUUGUAAGUGAUGAGUUUGAUGUUAACCGUGCACUCGUAACCUGUUGUCCGAGUUCAUCGCAGCAACCACGCGAGCUGAAGGCCAUAACUCCAUGUCGUCUUGCCCUUGAGGAUAAAGUUUUGGGUAACAAAGUGAUAGUGGCAGAUGGUAUGGCGUACCCAUUGGAUGGUUCGUUGCACCAACACUUUAGAUCGAUGAAGCCUAGUCAUUAUAAGGUCCAAGUUGAUUGUAUUUACGACGGACAUGAUGAUGACACUCUUCCGGUACCUACUGGAGAUGGAUUCAAUAACUUAGGCAGGGCUCUUGCUAGUUUUGUGCAAUGGCCAAUUCACUUGGUGAUUUUCGAAGAAGACGAGGAGUACUCUACUCCACGCCCAACAAAGAAGUCCAGGAGUCAGAUUUUUGAAGAGGUGGUUGGUAGCUCCAAAGGGAAGAAAAACGAAUUAAUUGUCAAAGAGAAGACAACAGAAUUAGUUGUCAAAGAUAAGACAACAGAAUUAAUUGUCAAAGAGAAGGCAACACUUGAUUUAGGGUCCAAAGAGAAGACAACACUGAAGUUAACGGCCAAGGGAAAUUCAUGCUCAAAUAAGUUGGAGUCGAAAUCGAAGUCGAAGAACUCUAAGACGGCCAAAGAGAUGGUAGGUAGUUGUGAUCGUAAAACUGAAGAAUCAGCCGCCAAAAGUAAGAAGCAAAAUUUGGCAGACGACACAAUUCAAGGUCUUGGCCCAUCAUGCAAUUAUUUGAAGUUUAUCAUCAAUACGGCGCCCGGUGAUGUAUAUAAAAAUACUUCAAUCCCAUUGCCCGCUUCGGUUUGGCAUUAUGACGAAGAUCGACAAACUUAUGUAAAUGAGGUUGACGUUGAAGAGUUCCUUAGAGGGGCGUGCCUCAACAUUUCAGUGAUCCAAGUCUAUAUGAUGUGUUUAUUCCACGAACACACCUUUGCAUUUGACAACUCUCAGAUUGGGUUUGUUUGUCCCGAGGCAAUGUCAAGCUCUAGAAUCAAGGCCAACCCUCAGGCUGCAUCAAUGUAUUUGAAAGUAGUUUUCAAUGCUGAAAUUGAAAAGGAGAAGAAGGGUGAUCCUAACAUUACCAAGUGGUUUUUGAUCCCAUACCAUCAAGAAAAUCAUUGGAUUUUGUACGUGUUAGACCUACGUAGAGGUUGUGCGUAUAUUUUCGACUCUGCGAUAGGUUCCAACCGAGAAAAUAGUGCAUGGGGAAUCUUGUGUUUGGCAUACCAAGUGUACAAGUUUAAUGAUGGGAUUUGUCCGAAUAGAGCGACUAUGCAGGGGUUGAAAGGCUUCCAUGUAAAGUGUGCUCAACAAGUCGGCGCCCACGAGUGUGGCUAUUACGUUAUGAAGUUCAUGCAUGAAAUAGUCACGUUACACCAUAACACUGAUGAGCGGUUAGACAAUGCUUACACUCCAAGAAAUGCGCCUUAUACCGAUGAGGAAAUAGAUGUGGUUCGUGAGCAAUGGGCUAAGUUUUUUACAACCGAGUAUUUAUUUACUUAGGUUGUUUAGACACAAAGAUGGAAGCGUUUAUAUCUUCAUGGAUUUGGCUAGGGAUCGAGUCGAUUGGAAGAAAGUCAACACGACCUUACUUAAGGUUUGUAAUGCAUGAUCUAAAGGGACCUAAGUGGCUGGAUUAGAGACAUUUGUUAGAUUAGCUCUCUAGCCUUUUGUCUUUAGUUGUUAAUAUUAGUUGUAAUUUGUUAGACUAGCUAGGUGUUUAAAAAUUGUAAACAUACGUACUAUAUAUACGCUUUGCUCUGUUGGGUUAAUA
This is a messenger RNA of Spinacia oleracea (spinach), 3749 nucleotides long. RefSeq lists its product as uncharacterized. Gene Ontology annotation, biological process: proteolysis. The record is from RefSeq and is a predicted model, not a curated record. The transcript is spliced from 14 exons. Lineage: Eukaryota; Viridiplantae; Streptophyta; Magnoliopsida; Caryophyllales; Amaranthaceae. The coding region runs from base 518 to 3478 and encodes 986 amino acids. Gene Ontology annotation, molecular function: cysteine-type peptidase activity.